Messenger RNA from Eruca vesicaria subsp. sativa (arugula), 1400 nucleotides. NCBI's taxonomy places the organism in Eukaryota, Viridiplantae, Streptophyta, Magnoliopsida, Brassicales, Brassicaceae. The record is from the annotation of a GenBank genome assembly.
AUGGAGAAAAAGGAAACAAAGAGAAGGAUAGUAUUAGUCCCAGUUCCAUCGCAAGGGCAUGUAACUCCAAUGAUGCAACUCGGAGAAGCUCUUAACUCAAAGGGGUUUUCAAUUACUGUUGUUCAAGUACAAUUCAAUCUAGUAAGCUCUCUGCAACAAUUUUCUGGUUUUCAAUUUUUCACCUUACCAAGAAGCUUGUCAAUGAAUGAAGUCGUGGGACACGGUCAAAUUGAAUUUUUGUUAAAGCUCAACAAAACGAGUGAGGCAAGCUUUAAGGUCUGUAUAAGUCAGUUGUUGCUGCAACAUGGCAAUGAUAUUGCUUGUAUCAUCUACGACGAGUUCAUAUAUUUUUGUGGAUCUAUAGCUAAAGAGUUCAAGCUUCCGAGUGUUAUUUUCAGCACUCAGAGUGCUACAAAUCAUGUUUCACGCUGUGUUUUUAGUAAACUUGAUUCAGAGAAAUUUUUGAUCGACAUGGAAGACCAUGAAAUGCAAGAAAAGGUGGUGGGGAAUUUGCAUCCGUUAAAAUACAAAGACCUGCUACCUUCAGGAUUCGGGCCAAUGGAGCCAGUUUUGAAGAUUCGUCGGGAAGUAGUCAACAAAAGAACAGCUUCAGCUGUUAUUUUUAAUACGACGAGUUGUCUAGAGAGCUUGUCUGUGUCAUGGCUGAAACAAGAACUUGGAAUUGAAGUGUACGCAUUAGGCCCUCUUCACGUUACUGCUAGUUUACUGGAAGAGGACAAGGGCUGCAUUGAAUGGUUAAACAAGCAGAAACCGAGGUCAGUCAUAUACAUAAGUGUGGGAACCGUAGCUAAAAUGGAAACCAAGGAAGUUUUGGAGAUGGCUUGGGGGUUAUGUAAUAGCAACCAACCUUUUUUAUGGGUCAUUAGACCAGGCUCUAUCCUUGAAUCAGACGGGAUAGAGAUAUUGCCAAAUGAAGUCAGUAGAGUGAUCUCAGAAAGAGGAUACAUUGUGAAACAUGCACCGCAGAUAGAAGUACUAAGACAUUCUGCGGUGGGAGGCUUCUGGAGCCACUGUGGUUGGAACUCAACACUGGAGAGCAUUGUGGAAGGAGUUCCACUGAUUUGUAGGCCUUUUCAAAGUGAGCAGAAGAUAAAUGCAGCGUACAUAGUAAGUGUUUGGGAAAUAGGGAUUCAGAUUCAAGGUGAAGUGGAAAGAGGAGAGGUGGAGGGAGCUGUGAAGAGAUUGAUCUUGGAUGAAGCAGGUGCAGGGAUGAGGGAGAGAGCACUUGUUUUGAAAGAAAAGCUCAAAGCCUCUCUGAAAAGUGGAGGCUCCUCAUACAAUGCAUUGGAUGGGCUUGUCAGUUAUUUGAACACAAAGUAGAGAUGCUGGACUUCAUGUAUUACUAAAGACCAUUAAUCAUUUUGUCUUGCAAAAUCUAC